Molecule: messenger RNA, 4374 nt
Organism: Naumovozyma castellii
Lineage: Eukaryota; Fungi; Ascomycota; Saccharomycetes; Saccharomycetales; Saccharomycetaceae
Gene: CHD1
Product: chromatin-remodeling ATPase CHD1
Exons: 1
Coding region: 1-4374 (1457 amino acids)
Source: RefSeq, a predicted model, not a curated record
AUGGGGUCAGUAAAGGAUUUACCUAAUGAAAUUCUACAAAAUCCGGAAUUAUACGGUUUAAGAAGAUCCCAUCGAGCACCAACACAUAAUUACUUCGAAGAUGAAGAGGAUGAUGAGGAUGCUGUCAAAACGUCUUCAAGGAGAGGAAGAAAGAAAUCAAACGUGGACCCAGAUGUGAAUCUGGAUGAUGAUGAAGAUGAGGAAGACUUAUCGGAAUUAGAUGAUGAUGAAGACGACGACGACGACGAUUAUGGCUCUAAAGGGAAGAAAAAACAUACUAGAACAAUAAGGAAACAAAAACCAAAGAGAACUUCAAGAUCAAAGAAAGGGACUGAUGAUGACGAUGAGGAAGAUGAAUUUGGGGUACCUGUUAGAUUUUCUGAACGUAAUAAUAAAACCGUUAACUACAAUGUUGAUUAUUCCGACGAUGAUUUGCUAGUUUCUGAAGAGGAUUAUGAUAUGAAUUCUGAUGAUGAAGAUGAAGAAAAUGAUGAAGAAGAUACGGGGAAUCGUCUUGAAUACUCUGCUACCCCUCAAUUGGAAGAUGUUCAUAGCAUUGACAUGGUAAUUACUCAUAAACUUAAAGAUGGUGUGGAUGAAUCCGUUUGGAAGAAGGUCAUGAAUUUACAAGAAUGUAAGGAUAAUAUUCAAUUCUUGAUUAAGUGGACUGACCAAUCUCAUUUACAUAAUACGUGGGAAACAUACGAAUCAUUGGGACAAAUUAAAGGUCUGAAGAGACUGGAUAAUUAUUGCAAACAGUUUAUAAUUCAAGACCAACAGGUGAGGUUAGAUCCUUAUAUCACACCAGAAGACUUAGAGGUUAUGGAUAUGGAACAAGAACGUAGAUUGGAUGAAUUUCAAGAGUUUACCAUCCCAGAAAGAAUAGUUGAUAGUCAACGUGUAACAUUAGAUGAUGGAACUUCGGAAUUGCAAUAUUUGGUAAAAUGGAAACGUUUGAAUUAUGAUGAGGCAACUUGGGAAGCAGCAGCAGAUAUUGUUAAAGACGCACCAGAACAAGUCAAGCAUUUCCAAAAUAGAAUAAAUUCUAAAAUAUUACCUCAAAAUUCAACGAAUUAUAAUAAUUCGGCAAGACCUAAAUUUGAAAAAUUAGUUGAACAACCUAGUUACGUGAAAUUUGGUGAACUUAGAGAUUUCCAAUUGACUGGUAUUAAUUGGAUGGCCUUCCUUUGGUCCAAGAAUGAUAAUGGGAUCCUUGCAGAUGAAAUGGGUCUCGGUAAAACGGUCCAAACAGUGGCAUUUAUUAGUUGGUUGAUAUAUGCUCGUAGACAAAAUGGUCCUCAUAUUGUUGUCGUACCACUUUCCACCAUGCCAGCUUGGCAAGAAACCUUUGAUAAAUGGGCACCUGAUUUGAACGUUAUUUGUUAUAUGGGUAACCAAAGAUCAAGGGAUGCUAUCAGAGAAUUCGAAUUUUAUACUAACCCUUACGCAAAAGGAAAGAAGAACAUAAAGUUCAAUGUUUUACUAACAACCUACGAAUAUAUUCUAAAAGAUAGGUCUGAAUUAGGUAGUAUUAAAUGGCAAUUCUUGGCAGUGGACGAAGCCCAUAGAUUGAAGAAUGCGGAGUCAUCUCUCUAUGAAUCACUAAACAGUUUUAAAGUUAAUAAUCGUCUGCUUAUUACUGGUACCCCAUUACAGAAUAACAUCAAAGAAUUAGCCGCUUUAAUCAACUUUUUAAUGCCAGGAAGAUUUACCAUUGAUCAAGAAAUCGACUUUGAAAACCAAGAUGAAGAACAAGAAGAAUAUAUUAGAGAUUUACAUAAGAGAUUGCAACCAUUCAUUUUGCGUCGUUUGAAGAAAGAUGUUGAGAAAUCAUUACCAUCCAAAACCGAAAGAAUUUUACGUGUCGAACUAUCAGACGUACAAACUGAAUAUUACAAGAAUAUACUGACAAAGAAUUACUCAGCGUUGACUGCAGGUUCCAAAGGUGGUCACUUCUCUCUUCUAAAUAUCAUGAGUGAGUUGAAGAAGGCUUCCAAUCAUCCAUAUCUUUUUGAUAAUGCUGAAGAACGAGUCUUGAAAAAGUUCGGUGAUGGUCAGAUGUCUCGUGAAAAUGUCUUAAGAGGUUUAAUCAUGUCUUCUGGUAAAAUGGUAUUAUUAGAUCAACUUUUAAACAAAUUGAAGAAAGAUGGUCACAGAGUGCUAAUAUUUUCUCAAAUGGUUAGAAUGUUGGAUAUUUUAGGUGACUAUUUGUCAAUUAAAGGUAUUACCUUCCAGCGACUAGAUGGUACUGUUCCUUCAGCACAAAGAAGAAUUUCUAUCGAUCAUUUCAACGCUCCUGAUUCGACAGAUGAUGUUUUUCUGUUAUCAACCAGAGCUGGUGGGUUAGGUAUUAAUCUAAUGACUGCCGACACAGUUAUCAUUUUUGAUUCGGAUUGGAAUCCCCAAGCAGAUCUCCAAGCCAUGGCAAGAGCUCAUCGUAUAGGUCAAAAGAAUCAUGUCAUGGUUUACAGAUUAGUUUCAAAAGAUACUGUUGAAGAAGAAGUUCUAGAGAGAGCACGUAAAAAGAUGAUCUUAGAAUACGCCAUUAUUUCACUCGGUGUUACGGAUGGUAGUAAAUACACAAAGAAGAAUGAACCUAACCCAGGAGAAUUAUCUGAAAUUCUAAAAUUUGGUGCCGGUAAUAUGUUUGCAGCCAAGGAUAAUCAAAAGAAGCUUGAAGAUUUAAAUCUGGAUGAUGUUUUAAAUCAUGCUGAAGACCAUGUUACUACUCCUGACUUAGGUGAAUCACAUCUUGGUGGUGAAGAAUUUUUGAAGCAAUUCGAGGUUACCGAUUAUAAAGCCGACGUUGAUUGGGAUGAUAUUAUUCCUGAAGAGGAGUUGAAGAAACUGAAAGAUGAAGAGCAAAAGAGGAAGGACGAUGAAUACAUUAAAGAACAACUGGAUAUGAUGAAUAGAAGAGAUAAUGCUUUGAAGAAGAUUAAACACAGUGUUAAUGGAGAUGGAACCACUGUGGACUCUGAUGACGAAUCAUCCUCUAGAACAUCAAAACGAAGAGCAAGAAAUGACUUGACAUCAAUCGGUGAAAGUGAAAUCCGUGCUAUCUAUAAAGCUGUUUUGAAAUAUGGUGACCUUACAAAUCUUUUCGAGGAACUCAUUUCGGAUGGGAACCUCCCCGUUAAGUCAAUUGAUAAAUAUCAAGAAGUAUACGCGGAAAUGAUGGAAGUUGCCAGAGAGAACUUGCAUUCUGAAGAAGCCAAAAGAAAAGAAAUCAUGGAGAAACUUGAAAAGAAGGCACAUGAAUAUAGGUUAAAAUUGAAGAGUGGAGAAAUAAAACCAGAUGACCAACCAAAAGAUAACCCAAAUGCAGAAUUAGCUAUGAAGAGAAAAGAAAAGAAAGCUAUUCUAUUCACUUUUUAUGACGUUAAGUCAUUAAAUGCAGAAUCAUUUAUUGGGAGAGCUGAAGCUCUAGAUUUCCUAAGGAAAUAUAUUCAUGAACAUUUCAAGGAUGAUCCAUUAAAAUUCCAUAUUGCCAAUCGUUCACCAAAAGCUGUACAAAACUGGAGCUCUAAUUGGAACAAAGAGGAUGAUGAAAAAUUGUUAGUAGGUGUAUUCAAAUAUGGAUAUGGUUCCUGGACGCAGAUAAGAGAUGAUCCAUUCCUUGGAUUAACUAAUAAAAUUUUCCUAAAUGACAGCAGUUCUGAUCCUGUUAUGAAGAAGGAAACAGCAACCAACACAACUAACACAAAGAAGGGCAAAGGUGUUACUGGGUCAUCCAAGAAGGUCCCAGGUGCCAUCCACUUAGGUAGAAGAGUAGAUUAUCUGAUAUCUGUUAUGAGGGAUGAAUCUCAGGAAAACACUCCAAGUGCUACUGCUACACCCACUUCAGGCCUGAAAAGGAAGAGACAAACCAAGUUAAGUAAACCACCUACUGCCAAAUCCAGCGUGAAUAGUACCCCAUCUUCCAAACGUACAAAAUUAACCCCAAAAACUUUGAAGAAAGUAACAAAAGCCUCUAAGAGUGUAUCUAAUAGCCCGACCCCAGUGAACAAGAAAAGGACAACCUCUAAUAUGACACCACCAGGCUCUGAAAAUGUUAUAGAGAAAGAAUACGAAAGUAUGGACGAAGAUGAAUGCCGACAUGCCAUGGCACCAGUCCGUUUAUCAUUGAAGAAAUUAAGAAAUGGUAAUAAGGGGCUUGAUCGUAAAGAAUUCGCACAUAUGUUAAAGUCAGAAUUGACUAAUAUAGGUGACCAUAUCGAAAGUCAAAAGGGGACGUCCAAGAAAACAGAUCCUGUUAACUUCAAGAAGCAUUUGUGGUCAUAUAGUUCUCAUUUCUGGCCUGCUAAUGUGGCAAGUGCCAAAUUAAUGGCCAUGUACGAUAAAAUUAUUGCCACAAAGGAAUCUCAGGCCUAA